This is a messenger RNA of Arachis stenosperma, 1206 nucleotides long. RefSeq names its product serine/threonine-protein phosphatase 7 long form homolog. Lineage: Eukaryota; Viridiplantae; Streptophyta; Magnoliopsida; Fabales; Fabaceae. Bases 1 to 1206 code for a protein of 401 amino acids. The transcript has 4 exons. Gene Ontology annotation, biological process: meristem maintenance; meristem development. The record is from RefSeq and is a predicted model, not a curated record.
AUGUUGACCUGUGACCAUCCACUUCCCCCGGAUCGGUACAACAAUCGGGUGGAAGACCACUUACGAGUUACUGGCUUCUAUCAUGCAUCUCAAAUUGGUGUCGUACAAAAUCAGAAAGCACUCGUGAAUGCUCUAAUAGAACGGUGGCACCUUGAAACACAUAUGUUUCACCUUCCAAUUGGUGAGUGUGCCGUAAGUCUUGAAGACGUGGCUCUAAUUCUUGGUCUCCCGACGGAUGGUCUUCCAGUUACUGGGAUGACAAUGAGUAGCUUCUCAGCGUUGGAGGCAGAAUGUUUGCAUCAAUUUGGAGUGGCACCGAGUAAGGUAAAGUGUAGAGGAUGUUGUAUAAAACUGACUUGGCUGCGAGACCUAAAAGAAAACAUUCAGUUGACUGAUGACUUAAGUAUACAGAGGUACGUGAAGUGCCAUAUUAUGUUGCUGAUCGGGACGAUCUUGUUUGGGGAUAAAUCUGGGGCAGGUGUGCACUGGAAGUUUCUACCCUUGCUUCGUGACUUUGCCAGUAUUGGACAUUAUAGUUGGGGUUCGGCUUGCCAUGCACACCUCUACAGGGGGUUAUGCAGGGCAUCUCGUUAUAAUUGUAAGGAAAUAGAUGGUCCAAUAACACUUUUGCUUGCUUGGGCUUGGCUCCGACUGCCAUAUCUGUCGCCGAUCCCGAGAGAGCCCCACAGCUUUCCAUUAGCCAACAGGUGGCGUAACUGGGAGCGUGGUGAUCGACGAUAUAGGUAUUUGAAUCUAGCUCACUUUAGGAAGGCCUUUGAUGAACUCCAAGAAGGUCAGUUUGUGUGGGUUGCGUAUGCUGUGGACCGCGUGAAUCCGAACAUAAUUCCUCCUGAGAUUUAUAUGCAAUCGGUUGUGUGGUCUGCUACUGUUCCGUUGGUGUCAUUUGAAUGUAUCGAGUGGCAUGCUACCGACAGGUACAUGCGACAGUUCGGUUUCGUUCAUGAAGUACCUCAGCAGGAGCAGAGUCUUGACAAGGCGCAUGGAGAACAUCCAUUGGAAACUUAUAUGUACUGGUACCGGUCAAAAUAUGGUAACCACUUGAACUUGUCGAAUCUUGUGGGUCAAGAAAGUGAUGACGAUAAUCAGGAUAUGGAUGAGGGUAAUCAGGAUAUGGAUGAUGGUGCUGAGGGUAUGGAUGAGGAUAGUCAGGAUGGGGAUAAUGACAAUGAGGAGCUGGAGCCAUAG